UUUUCUCGUCGCUAGUUUGACGCAGCCAGACUCAAGCGGGAAGUAUGGCUAACGUUACAACGGAGAAACCGCUUUCACCCCUUUCUUACAUGCAGUCAAGAAAAAUGGAUGGUCUGGUGGUAGACCUUUCAGAUCAAGGUCUUAACAAACUGGACUCAACAUUGUUUUCCUGUGCGGACACUCACACACUUAUCUUGGACAAUAAUAAUAUCAUUAAGUUGGAAAACCUCGACCAAGGCACAGAAAUUAAGCAGUUGUCAGUUGCCAGUAACCGGCUGGUACGGAUGAUGGGGGUGUCGAAGCUCAGAGAGCUGAGGUUGCUGAAUCUGCCCAACAAUAGCAUCGGCUACAUCGAAGGCCUGAAGGACUUGGUUCACCUGGAGUGGCUUAACCUGGCUGGCAACAAUCUCAAGGUGAUGGACGAGCUGAACAACUGUGUGGGACUGCAGUAUCUGGACCUCUCCGACAACAACGUCUCUGUAAUUGGUGACCUCACCAAGCUCACUAAUUUAAAAGCACUGCAUCUCAAUGGCAACACAAUCACUACCCUGCGCUCUGUUCCUGCCUUCCUGCCCCCCAAACUCACCGUCUUAUCUUUGGCGGAAAAUGAGAUAAAAGACCUGAAUGAGGUCUCGUACCUGGGCUCCCUCCACAGCCUGGAGCAGCUGUCCAUCGUUGGUAAUCCGUGUGUCAUGGCCAGCUCGACUCUAGCAGGCUCUGACUAUCGGCCCUAUGUGGUGAGCUGGUGCCUGAAGCUGAAAGUGCUCGAUGGAUAUGCAGUGUCUCAGAAGGAAGAAACUACAUUGCGUGUAGAAGCAUUGGGAGCUAUUGGGAAGAACAGACUCAAGGCAGAGUGGAUGUACAGCCAGGGCAAAGGUCACAGCUAUCGUCCGGGGCAACAUGACCAGCUGGUCCAGUACCUGGCCUCUGUCUGCCCCCUGACGGUGACCACUGCACUGCAGUCUGCAGAGGAUGCCAAGCUGGAGAGGAUUCUCAACAAACAGAGGCAACACCAGAGGCAGCUGUUGAAGUCAGAUCACAGAAGUAGCUCGAGCCGAGCUCACCCUGUCCCCUUUAAUCUGGACCAGCAGACACAUGAAUCAUCUGAGAGGAUUUCUGCACAGCCUCCCUCGCUUAUCUACAGGGCAGAACCGGUCGUCCAGAUAAACUCAUGGGUGGGUACGGACCCUUCAGAAGCUCCAAUCUUCUACCAUGGCGUUUCCCCAUCACGUGGCGAUGACUCCACUUCCUUGCGAUUGGAGGAUGUGCAGACCGAUGAGGAGAAGCUCCACGGCAGCCAGCUCUCUUCCGAGUCCUUCUUCCUGCCCGUGACGUCCACUGCACACCCACCCAUGUGCUCCGUCGACGAUGGCCGAGAGACGGAACCUUUCACCAUCCUCUCCAAAGCGCCGUCGCAGUCCCAUGUCCCAGCCCAACCUGCAAGGGACGUCAAGGCAACGAGAGUCGGACAAAAGACGCCCACGUAUAGCCUGGUUGUAUCUUCACCCAUGGUGCCACAUGAAAACUGCAGCCUGUCUGUAACGCCUGGAGAGAAGCAUUCAGAAGUGGAAGGGAACGUGGUGUGUUCACAGGCCAAUAACAGGAACUGUGUGAAGGUGAACGGAGAACAGUGUCGUUUGGCAGAGUCCGCCCCGGCGGAGAAUGGCGAAGGAAAACCGUGCUCACUAGAUGCGGCCGCGGUGCGGAUACAGGCAUGGUGGCGUGGCCACUGGACACGGCUCUGCCAUCCGCAGGCCAAAGAGGUGCGGUCAGAAAUCCGCUUACGCCGCAUGCAGGAACACAUCCUGUACUUGACAGCGGAGCUCGAGAGAGUUCACCAGCAACAGGAAGAAGAGAGGUUACAGAGGUUAGUUCAGGAGGAAGCCGUGAAGUGUCUUUGGAAGCAGCUUCAGUCAGUGGUCACAUGGCAGAACGCAGUAAUGGAACAGCUGAAGUGUGGCUCUGCCCUGUCCGGCUCCAGGCCCUGUGCACCAUUUUCCCAGUCUGAGAACCAGGCCCCAACACAGCCUGAAUUACACUCUUAUGUUGACCACCAGGGGGUCCCACAGGACAGCAUUAAUAGCAAAGUGACUGUUAACUCUCCAGACCUUGUGUCACCAGUUGAGGCAGCAGCAGCAGCACGGUCAAACUCUGUGGAAAGCAGUCAAGGAAAUAUUGAAGAGCAACAUUUCAGUCUUGAGCAGAAAGAACAAGAGUAAGAGGAAAAAGUUGAAGAAAGAAACAUGAAGAUGGUGCAGUUGAGGUGGAAGGAAAGCUAAUCUCAAGGUUAAUCUUUUCUAUUGACUUUCCAUCCUGUCAGUACGUGACUGGCCCACAAGUGUUGCUUGUCUGUGCUUGUUAGCUGCUAACACUGAUGACCAGAGAAGGGAGUGAGCUGGUACUGAACAUGUUUACCUAUUGUGCGUGCUCAAAAUGUCACGCGCGUGGCACAGGCUGUGUCUCAAAGUAAUGCCAAGUCAAGUAAUAUAUUAAAGAACUACUGAAAGCUGAAACACUGUAGUGGUCUAAUACUACCAUUACCACUAUGAUAUAAGUUGUGCUGUGUCCAAAGCCAUGCCAGGAAGUAUGUUGGACAUUACAGAAGAAUUGGACACAGUGCAAGUGUCUGAAAUGUAUUUAACAUGCUCUGGGAACCAUUGUAUGUUUUGCAUGCAGGAGAAAUAGAAUAAUUUAGCUGUAUCUGACAUGUAUUGAAGGAUGAACUGUAUGGAUUGUAAAUACAAAAUGAUUGUUUAUGCGAUUUUGCCUGAAUGAUUCCUUUAUGUUAAAUGUAUAAUAGUUUUCUAAAGUUUUCUCUCACCCUCCCUUUCUCUCUGUUUGUGUCCUUAUAGCCAGUGUGUAAUUUGUUAAAAAAGGAGAUAUGAUUUGAUGAUUGAAACUAUACACAUUGAUGUUGUUGAAAGUAAUGUACAUCUCCUGAGCAUUUUUAACUAGUCAUUUAAGUGCAUAUUUAACAUGCAGACAAUGGCCUAUGUUAUGAAUAACAUGUAUUCAUUUUGUUACAUUUUGUGUGAUUAAUACUUCAAAUAUAAAAUAUUUUUGUGUUAUUUA
Molecule: messenger RNA, 3072 nt
Organism: Alosa alosa (allis shad)
Lineage: Eukaryota; Metazoa; Chordata; Actinopteri; Clupeiformes; Clupeidae
Gene: cep97
Product: centrosomal protein 97
Exons: 12
Coding region: 45-2219 (724 amino acids)
Molecular function (GO): protein binding
Source: RefSeq, a predicted model, not a curated record